GCCCUCUUGCAGACAGGAAAGGCAUGGUCUCUGCGUCCACAGAAGCUCAUGGGGAGCCCCAGACUGGCAACCUUGCUCCUGUCUCUCCUGCUACUGCUCAUCAGCCUCGCUGUGUCUGCUCGGGCUGCCUGCCCCUGCCUGCCAAGUUGGACCAGCCACCGUGUGGUAAGGCCUGCCGUGUGGAUAAGCGUUUUGCUGGCCUUCAGUGGGGCUGCUUCCCCCUCUUGGUGAGGAAAUCCAAAAGUCCUCCUAAAUUUGAAGUCUAUUGGAGGCACAGGACAUCCUUCCAGAGGAAGCUGCUAGGCAGCCCUUCCCUGUCUGAGGAAAGCCAUCGAAUUUCCAUCCCCUUUCCAGCCAUCUCCCACAGAGGCCGACACACCAAAAGGGCCCAGCCUUCAGCUGCAGAAGGAGCAGAACAUCUCCCUGAAGCAGGGUCACAAAAGCGUGGAGGACCUGAAUUCUCCUUUGAUUUGCUGUCUGAGGUACAGGCUAUGCGGGUGACUAUUUCUCCAGGCCCCGAGGCCAGUGUGCGCCUUUGUUAUCAGUGGGCAUUGGAAUGUGAAGACAUGAGUAGUCCUUUUGAUACCCAGAAAAUUGUGUCUGGAGGCCACACCGUAGACCUGCCUUAUGAAUUCCUUCUGCCUUGCAUGUGCAUAGAGGCCUCCUACCUGCAAGAGGACACUGUGAGGCGCAAAAAGUGUCCCUUCCAGAGCUGGCCUGAAGCUUAUGGCUCGGACUUCUGGAAGUCAAUACACUUCACUGACUACAGUCAGCACAAUCGGAUGGUCAUGGCUCUGACACUCCGCUGCCCACUGAAACUGGAGGCCUCCCUCUGCUGGAGGCAGGACCCAUUCACGCCCUGUGAAACCCUUCCCAACGCCACAGCACAGGAGUCAGAAGGAAGGUAUAUCCUGGAGAAUGUGGACUUGCACCCCCAACUCUGCUUUAAGUUUUCUUUUGAAAACAGCAGCCACGUUGAAUGUCCCAGCCAGAGUGGUUCUCUCCCAUCCUGGACUGUGAGCAUGGAUACCCAGGCCCAGCAGCUGACGCUUCGCUUUUCUUCUCGGACGUAUGCCACCUUCAGUGCUGCCUGGAGUAACCCAGGUUUGGGGCCGGAUACCCCCAUGCCUCCUGUGUACAGCAUCAGCCAGACCCAGGGCUCAGUCCCAGUGACUCUAGACCUCAUCAUUCCCUUCUUGAAGCAGGAGAAUUGCAUCCUGGUGUGGAGAUCUGAUGUCCAGUUUGCCUGGAAGCACCUCUUGUGUCCUGAUGACGCCCCUUACCCUACUCAACUGUUGCUCGGGUCCCUAGGCUCCGGUCGAACAAGGCCAGUUUUACUCCUACACUCAGCGGACUCAGAGGCACAGCGACGCCUGGUGGGAGCUUUGGCCGAACUGCUGCGGACCGCGCUGGGCGGUGGACGCGACGUGAUCGUGGAUCUCUGGGAAGGGACACACGUAGCACGCAUUGGACCAAUGCCGUGGCUCUGGGCAGCGCGGGAGCGCGUGGCACGGGAGCAGGGCACGGUGCUGCUCCUGUGGAACUGUGCGGGUUCCAGCACCGCCUGCAGCGGUGACCCGCAGGCUGCGUCCCUUCGCCCCCUGCUGUGCGCUGCUCCAUGCCCGCUGCUGCUCGCCUACUUCAGUCGCCUCUGCGCCAAAGGUGACAUCCCCGGGCCGCUGCGUGCUCUGCCACGCUACCGCCUGCUUCGUGACCUGCCGCGCCUGCUGAGAGCGCUGGAUGCUCAGCCUGCCACCCUAGCCUCCAGCUGGAGUCACCUUGGGGCUAAGCAGUGCUUGAAAAACCGUCUGGAGCUGUGUCACCUGCUGGAACUCGAGGCCGCCAAAGAUGACUACCGAGGCUCAACCAAUAGUCCCUGCGGUUUCAGUUGUCUGUAGCCUCAGCAGGAACUCCAGAAUGAGGCCUCACACAUGUACUCUUUGGGGGUGCUUCUUGUCCCCCAAACCUUAAGACUCACCCUAAGUCCCACACGUGACCAACCUCCCUCACAUUUGCUCCCUCCUAGAGUCCCUGAGAGGAACUUGGGCUUUCCUGAUAGGUCCUCAGCCCUUUCUGAGAAGGAGGGACGAUUUUUUUUCCAUUUCUUCUCAAAAUUGCAAAAAAGACAACCAUCUGCAUGGAGUACUCCAGUUCAGGCUGGAGGGCUAGGCCAGGAUUGGAAAGCAGGGCCUAUGUGUCAAGGUCUUGAAAG
This is a messenger RNA of Mus pahari (shrew mouse), 2212 nucleotides long. RefSeq names its product interleukin 17 receptor E (gene Il17re). The coding region runs from base 24 to 1898 and encodes 624 amino acids. Gene Ontology annotation, molecular function: interleukin-17 receptor activity. NCBI's taxonomy places the organism in Eukaryota, Metazoa, Chordata, Mammalia, Rodentia, Muridae. The record is from RefSeq and is a predicted model, not a curated record. The transcript has 14 exons.